Messenger RNA from Pipistrellus nathusii (Nathusius's pipistrelle), 714 nucleotides. The record is from the annotation of a GenBank genome assembly. Lineage: Eukaryota; Metazoa; Chordata; Mammalia; Chiroptera; Vespertilionidae.
AUGGCCUCAUCCACCCCCUUCCCAGCUUCUGGCUCCAGGUCUAAGAAGCCUUUGGGCAAGAUGGCUGGCUGGCUCAGGCAGGUGCUGUCGAAGAAGCCCAAGGAGAUGCCUGUGCCCCAGGAAACCACUCCCAGUGAUGCUCCACCACGGAGCUCAGAUGACCCCCCAUCCCCGGGCCUCAGCACCGCUGCAUCGGCUGAGUCUCCUGCCACCCCGCCACCUGCGCAGGAGGGCGCCUCCGGCAGCAGCAGCAGCAGCGGUGGGGGCGCUGCCAGCAGCAGCGGCCGCUGGAGCAGGGACUACGACGUGUGCGUGUGCCACAGCGAGGAGGACCUGGCGGCCGCGCAGGAGUUGGUGGCCUAUCUGGAGGACAGCCCUGCCAGCCUGCGCUGCUUCCUGCAGCUGCGGGACUCCGCCCCGGGCGGCGCCAUCGUGUCCGAGCUGUGCCGGGCUCUGGACGGCAGCCACUGCCGCGUGCUGCUCAUCACCCCCGGCUUCCUGCGGGACCCGUGGUGCAGGUACCAGAUGCUGCAGGCCCUGAGCCAUGCCCCGGGGUCCGAGGGCCGCACCAUCCCCCUGCUCGCCGCCGGCCUGGCCAGGACCGCCUACCCAGCCGAGCUUCGCUUCAUGUACUUCGUGGACGGCCGGGGGCCCGACCAAGGCUUCCGCCAAGUCAAGGAGGCCAUCCUGCGCUAUCUGCAGAACCUCAGCUGA